Molecule: messenger RNA, 1713 nt
Organism: Didymella exigua CBS 183.55
Lineage: Eukaryota; Fungi; Ascomycota; Dothideomycetes; Pleosporales; Didymellaceae
Product: MFS general substrate transporter
Exons: 3
Coding region: 1-1713 (570 amino acids)
Biological process (GO): transmembrane transport
Molecular function (GO): transmembrane transporter activity
Source: RefSeq, a predicted model, not a curated record
AUGCCUCUCGACCCCAAGGACGAGCCGUUUCCCACGAAACAGCUCAUCAUUAUCGGAAUAUGCCGAUUCUCCGAGCCUCUCGCGUUCAAUUCCAUCCUCGCGUACUCAUACGUGAUGGUCCAGGACUUGGGUAUCCAUGAACGCGAUGCCUCCUUCUACUCCGGACUACUCGUCUCCGCCUACGCCAUCGCUGAGGCCAUCACUGCACCGCUAUGGGGAUCCAUCUCCGACGUUUACGGCAGGAAGCCGGUCGCGCUGAUUGGCCUCGCCGGUGUCGCGAUGUCUAGUAUUGUUUUCGGUAUGGCAGGCACCUUCUGGGUUGCGCUGCUUGCGCGAUUCGUCGGUGGUGCUCUGAACGGAAACGUUGCCAUUAUGCAGACAAUGGUUGCUGAGAUGGUCAAGAACCCAGCUCACGAGCCUCGCGCAUAUGCAACGCAACCAUUUGUCUGGACCUUGGGAGGCAUCAUCGGCUCUGCCAUGGGGGGCUUCCUUGCUCAACCGGCGGUCUUCUACCCCAACGCUUUCGCCAAGGAUGGUCUCUUCGGGAGGUACCCAUACCUUCUGCCCAACCUCGUCGCCGCAAUCGGUAUCGUCAUGGCUAUUGUUCAGGGCGUACUCUUCCUGCAGGAGACAUUAGUUCGUGAGGAGCCCGACCAGAACGGCGGUAUCAUAUACGGCGACAACAUCAAUGAGAGGAGUCGCCUACUUCCGGCCCAGGAGCCCCACCAGGUUCCAGGACGCGUUCGUGGCUCUAUGGCUGGCUCGAUGCGCGGCCCUCGUGGUUCCAUUGUCAGCUUGACAAGGGACCGCCUCGGGUCCAUGUCAGUCGCUGGCAGCAUUCGCCACAUUCGCAAGCGCGCCUCUUUCUUGGAGGAGGGUAUGCCGGCAGCAUUCGACCAGAGGUUCGAUAUCCGUCGCUCAUCUUUCGGUACCAUGCACUCGAUCAGGGUCACUCCUCACACCGUUCUGCCUACCCGUGGAGCCCCUGCCAAGCCUCGCAACACCUUCAACAAGACUGUUGUCAUGAUGAUCGUUGCGAUGUCUAUCUUCGCAUUCCACCAGAUGGCGUUUAUCAGCAUCCUCCCUGUCUACAUCCUAGAUGAGCCUGCUACCCGAGGUGUGGACUUCCGUGGCGGUCUUGGCAUGUCCCUCCACGACGUGGGUGCAUUCCUAGCCAUCAACGGUUUCAUCGCCUUGUUCGUACAAGGAUUCAUUUUCCCCAUCUUCGUCGAGCAUGUUGGCGUGUGGAAGUCGUUCUUCUACAUGGUCUUGUUUUACCCCAUUUGCUACGUCAUCAUCCCAUUCAUCAGCGCCCUUCCUGAUGAGUUCAUUUCUCCCGGAGUCUACUUUACUCUGCUUCUGCAAGCAUUCUUCAGUAUCAUUGUUUUCCCCUGCUCUCUCAUCUUGAUGAAGAACGCUGUCCCUUCACCCCUGGUUCUUGGCCGUGUCAACGGUCUGGCCAUGUCCGCCUGCUGUCUUGCCAGAACCAUUGCUUGUCCUCUUGUUGGCGCUAUCUACUCUAUCGGUGGCAGCGCUACUGCUUGGUUCGGUCUUACGCUUAUGGCUGUGUUCGGAGUUUUCCAGCUCAUCUGGGUUCCCGAGGAGGACGUUGGCCCGGUCGAGAUCAACAAUGGUCUCAAGAAGGUCGUUCACGGCGACGACGAGCACGAGGACGCAAUCGACGACAUCUCGGUCAUCGGAUCCGUACGGUAG